GUUGGGUACGAGCCGCGGAAAGCUUUCUACAGACUCCAGAUGCUCAUCUGGAUUUUGGCUACGGUGUGCUAUUGAAGGCGGAGGCUUGGGCAGCCGGUGAUGGGUCUUUGCACCAAGCGCUGUCCUACGUUAUGUCCGAUCAAAUUCAGCAGGAGCUGCCCUGCAUCUUCAUCAGUGGCCAAGGAAAUAGCUUGGAG
Molecule: messenger RNA, 197 nt
Organism: Symbiodinium sp. CCMP2456
Lineage: Eukaryota; Dinophyceae; Suessiales; Symbiodiniaceae
Source: the annotation of a GenBank genome assembly